This is a messenger RNA of Anopheles aquasalis, 10146 nucleotides long. RefSeq names its product misexpression suppressor of ras 4 (gene MESR4). The record is from RefSeq and is a predicted model, not a curated record. Lineage: Eukaryota; Metazoa; Arthropoda; Insecta; Diptera; Culicidae. Gene Ontology annotation, biological process: regulation of DNA-templated transcription. Gene Ontology annotation, cellular component: nucleus.
CAUAAACGUGUUGGGCAGAAAAGUUGGAAAAGCCACAAAAAUACGGCAUCGAAACCAAGCGAAACUAUUUCCGAGAGGUGCUGCUGAUUCCCCGCUACGCGCAGCUGAAAAAUAAUGGACGAUGGUUUAGCAACUGCAACCAUUGAUGCUGUCCGUAGCCCCGAAAAACCAGAUUCUCAAAGCAUCCAAAUCAAAGAAGCCAACAGCAACCCGAUUUCACACCAGUCAUCACUACCGCCGACAGAUGUGUCACCAUCAUCUGCCGAUGAUAAAGCCCAAAACAGUAGUGCGGAGUCGAAUCAGCACCAUGGAGGUGAAUAUGAACUUGGCUCGUUAUCUACCCACUCCGACCUCAACGGGGACGCAAAGGAGGAGGUGGAUGAUGCGGAUAUGCUCAGCACUAAAGUUACGACCGAAGAUCGGUUACUCCCAGAUACGCUUCCAAGUGAAGAGCCCAGUCAAACGUGCUCGAAAGAAGAUUCGGAAGAAAGCCAUCUACCGAAGGGAAAUGAUGCUGUGAAUGCAAUAGAAACAAGUGAUGAUGCUUCUUUGCAAAAUGAACCCAUCGAUAAAGUGCCGGUGGAUUCGAAGUGCAAAGCGAGUGAUCAAUUGAACGGAGAAGAUCCAGGGUUGUCCCUAGAAAAUAUCGACACAAGCGGGACAACAAGUGAUGUUGCGCGAGGAAAUGUGCCCAGUUGUGAUGAACAAAUCGUCAACAAUGACGAAGUACGAACAGCAGAGCAAACUAGUAGUCCCGUUGAACAAUCGGUGAAUGAAGAAUUACGGACGGGAGCGAAUGAUAGUGAAGUGGAGUUAAGUCAGAACAAGUGUGAUCCUGCGUCGCAAAAGAUGAUCCCCAUAGAAGAAGGCGUGGCGACGGAAGAAAAGCAAGCUAUGCUCAGGUUGCAAGGGGCAACUGAGAUUAGUGAUGCUGAUGCGAUUAGUGCAGAUAGUAUAGCAUUUAAAAGCCGGCCAAUCGAUAUACAAACCAGGUUGGCACCAGAAGAUGAACAAGGCGAAGUUCAACCGAUGGAAAUGAUGAGUAGAGGUAUUGCAGCAACGAAUCUACUAAAACGUCGUGCAUCAGAAACGCCACUGCAAGAUGAAGGCGACUGUCGCAGAACAACGUUGGAUGGUGAAUUACAAUCGUGGUUUCCAAAGCAAAUGAAAAUGUGCGAUGAAAUAGCAACAGAACCAACUGCGGAUGAGAUGUCCAUCGCGGAACCCGAAGUGAAUAAUGCCCAUGAGUCGGAACCUAACACACAUCCGGUCAAUGCAAACCAAAUGCAAAUGAGCGAUGAAAUAGCAACAGAACCAACUGCGGAUAAAAAGUCCAUAGCGGAACCCGAAGAGAAUAUUGCCCAUGAGUCGGAACUAAACACACAUGCGGACACCAUCUCACACCACAGUUCGAUGGAUUCUAGUAAAUUACCUACACACAUGCUCAACGAUUUUCCAGCGGAUCAGCCACCAACAGCAUCAAAGCCACCCUGUAGCAGCAACCUGGAAACGGCAAAUGAAGCUACUGCAGUUCAAGAGUCGCAUGCCGAGAACGAAGAAAAUAGCAGCAGCGAUAGUUCUAGUUCCUCUGAAAGUUCUUCAUCGUCAUCGUCCUCCUCUUCGUCUUCGGAAAGUGAUGACUCGGAUGAUGAGGCAGAAGAUUCGCAGAAAGAUACCUCCGAGAAAAAGGUAGCGGCGGAGAAUGAACCCGCAGCGAUGGGGUAUCAGGCGCAUCAGCCUGCACCACCAACAGCACCAAAAGAAUGUCUCGAAAUACCGGAAGCCCCCAACAACCACAGUGGCGCCGAGAGCAGUCGAGACAGCACCGCGAUGGAAAUAGGUGAAUCUGGAGAUUCUUAUGAGGAAGAUGAACAUGAGGGAGUGAAAAAUCAAGAAGAUGAAGCGAAAAUAACGCGCAGUGAGGGAUUGAAACUUUCCAUUUCCCUAAAACGAUCGUCUAACGUUGCGACACCAACUGGGCACAAAGACGAGUCAGUGGCAACAAAAUCGAAGCCCACUACGUUGGGAGCAGCUGCAACGCUACUACCGCAGCCGGUUGAUUUCAGUAAUCUGCUUAAGCAGGGCUUGUUUAAUGAACGGCGAGAAUUGAUCAAAAUUGAUUACAAUCAUGCAAACAACAUCAAUGAUCAUCAUCAUCAGCAGCAACAGCAGCAACCACCUUUGAUUCACCCGCAGCAAUAUCCUUUGCAACACUGGAGUGAACGAACCGUCACAUCUGACAGUGCGGGGAACAACGUGGGGGCUUUCAACCAUUUUACGGGCACAAAUGCAACUUCAGUGUCGCGGUUACUUCCACCCACUUUGGACGAGUCGUCUGAUACCAUGGAUGAAGACAAUCGAUUGGUGAUAGCCGAGAAGCAGCAGCGACGAUACAGAAAAAAGGCCAACAAUGGCAAUCAAUCUUCACUGUUGCAAACGGCACUUGCUACAUCGGGAAAGCUGAAUGCGGCAGCUACAGUUGCCACUUACAAUCAACAGCUGCUUCAGCUGCAGGAACAGUACAGGCAAGCUCAGCGCCAACAGUCACUCCCCUACCCAAUGCAAACUGUUCCACCACAGCUAAUGCAGAAUUUCGGUCGAAUACCUGGUGAUUAUGGUGGUGGUACUUAUGCCGGUGAUACUGCGACCAUGGCAGGGAACGUUAAUGCACACCCGUCUUAUAAUACACUUACGCCAUCGAUGAACGCUGGAUUGCAGCAUCCUUCGUCACUGUUUACAGCAUCGCAUAUGACCGUUGGAAAACCUGAGCUUAACACUACAAAAGCUAACAAUAAGUCUGGCGAAUCGAGGAAGAAAAGUAAAACCAAAGCAGGGACUGCUGCUGUUCCUAGAGAGCCAAUUGCGCAUGCACCAUCGCUUAAGAAAAACAAGGCGUCUAAAAAGGUGAUAAGCGAUGCAAUCAUCCAGCAGCAAACGCACCACACCUCGGCCACUAGCUUGGCGAAGGCAGCAAUCGAGAGUUCUGCUGCAGUGCCUACAACAACCACUGCACAAUUGCCGUUGGAGAGGAAAAAGGAUAAGAAAAAGGUUUUCCUAUGCUCUGCAUGCGGAACACAUUACGAAAACUGGAAUCUGUUUGUCCAUAUGCUAGAAGUGCACCGAAAACACAUCUGUCUAUACUGCCUGGGUAUCUUUCAAUCCGCCGAUCGGUUAGUUAACCACUUGGAAACGAAACACAGCGUGAUGAGGAAGCAGUACAGUGGUUUAGCCGAAUACAUACAACAUCAUCAACGGCAGAGGAUUGUGGCAAAAUUUGGCGAAUCUACAAUCCGUCCUGAACAAUUGGAAGAGCUUGCUUCGAAAGCGAGUAUGGGACAUCAACAAUUCUUUUUGAUGUGUUCUCGGUGUGAACAUCUGUUUGAAUGUUCCGGUAAUCCGAUAGCGAAUGACGAAGAACACAUCAUUAAGCACAAUUGUGCUGACUUUGUGCAAGCAUGCAGCAACUGCGGUGAACUUAAGAUGUCCAAACAUCGAUGUGGAGGAAUGAAAGGUGAAGAAGACGGCCUGGGACUAACGAAGAAGAAACAGCCGAAGAAAACGGUACCCAAGGGGGUAAGCGAUAUCAACAAACCAUCGCUACCAUCGGAUGCUGCCAGAGCAAUGGUGGAUGUAAAUGGGGUUUUAACAGAUCAGAACGGUUACCCUUCGACGGCGUCGUACUAUUUUCACAAUCAAAACCAGCACAAUGUUCCGAUGCCCGGUAAUGGCGGCGAGUGGGGCGGUUUUAAUCGAUCUGCAGGAUUGUCGAUCGAUGAUCAGCGUUAUCUGUUUCCCAAUAAGCACACCGAAACACAGCAUCAACAUGAAAUGCAGCGGCUUCAAGAUUCGAAUGUGAAUGAUCACCACCGAACACCACCAUCGGCACCGCUGCAAUCGGUUCAGUCGAGCAUUCUAUCCUCGAUGCCGUCGCGGGAUGGGGCGGUGUCUGCUGAACCACAUGCAACCAUAAACGGCGAACAUUAUGCGGAUGAACCGGAGCAGAAUGUUGUUCCUUCUGUGGUACUACCUCCCAGCGAUAAUUCAGUUGAAGACACGGGAAAGAUGGCAUCAGAGUCUAGUAAUCCUCCAGCUAUCGCCGUGACUCCUUUAGUGCCAAAGUUAAAGGUAAAAAUCCCCAUUCAAUAUAUCAACUCAAUUGAAAGUGAAGAAUCGUCUAGCGACAGUGAAUUAGAUGAAGAAGAGGAGGGGGAGGAAGAAGAAGAUGAAUAUGACGAUGAAGAGGAAGAUGACAAUGAUGAAAAAGAAAAGACAAGUAAGGAGGAUGAACGCUCGUCUGAUGCUGUUAUUCCGGCUGCUGCUGUUGCUGCCGCUGAAUCAUCCUCAAGUGUCAGUGAGAACUAUGAUGCGCCCUUAGCUGUUCCCGAAAGCAGUGCGAAUCCCGCAAAUCAGCAGUUCACUACAGAAGACUCCCUGAAGCUUGACAGUCAAGAGCCAGUUCGUGUGGAAACUGAUAGCACUGCACCACAAGCAACGGAACCGAUCGACGAUAAAGAUGAAGUGGAAACCAACGAUAUGUCAUCAGAACAGCAAGAGGAUGUACCGAUGGAUAUUGACGAAUCCAUCUCGGGGCAUAUUCACCGAGUGCAACAACCGCAAAGUGUAGUAGCAGAGCCAACGCAAGAUAUUCAAGCAUCAUCAACGACGAAUGAUCAACAGCACUCGUCUACUGUCGGUGCAGAUGUUGAACACGGAGAACAUCAGAAUACUAGCGCUGUUUCUAUGGAAACUGAUCCAGUGAAAGAUGACGACAAAGAGGCGACGGUGGAAAAUGUCGAUUCGCAGGACCAGCAACAAGUAGAUACGCCAUCGGUGUUUGCUGGAAUCGGGUCUCCAGCAACCAGUCGCAAUGACAUUGAAUGUGAGAAAGACAGCAAGGAAGCCGAUAUAGACGACGAAUCCAAUGCGUCAAAAGUGUUUGAACCGACAAAUGAUCCGAUGCCAACAGAAGAGAACAAAACUACCCCCACCGAUCCAGAUGGCCUCGUGAUAGCCGAUGAUGACGCUCAGUUGUUUCAUCUUACGCUGGAUGAACCUUUGGAUCGGAUUCCAGUGCGCGAGUUUGUUAAAAUAUGUCUUCGAGAAACGGCACGCUUCUGUCUGUACUGUAAUCAUGCGCGGAGGAUCGCCGUCAACGGCAGACAGCUCGUACUGCACAUCAUAGCUAUGCACCGUUUUCAGGCCACGGUCAACAGUAUCACCGGAGAGGAGUUGCUGCCCGAUACGAUCUUGCAUCGUUUCCGUUCCUCGCUUAACGAUCUCGAAGGCGCCUACCUGAACGUGGAGACGUUCGACGACAGCUGGUCGCUCGAGCAGCGUAGUUCCGUACCGUUUAUGAAACAAUUCGAGUGCUUCCAGUGUCGGUUUGUGACGGUCGUGCACAAGGAGCUGUAUCUGCACAAUCGCAAGAUGCACCAGAAGUCGGUGCUGUUUUGUUUGAUUUGCAAGGCGAACUUUUUCAGUUACAGUGAGCUGCUGUGUCAUAUGUGUCCCGGUGUGGCGAAUCGUAUGAGCAUCCUUGACUACUCGUUCCGCUGUUGUGUGUGCAACAUGGACGGUAUACCGUCCGCGUUCCGGCUGAUGGUGCAUCUACGCAAACGGCAUUUUGCGUGCGACGUGUGUCUGGAAGAAUGUCAGGAUCAGGCACGACUUUCAAAUCAUGUUUGGAAGCACAAGCUGAACCAUCUGUGCUACCGCUGCGGAUUAAGCUAUCGCAAUAAGGACGACAUCUUGAAGCAUCUCUUCUGGAAGCACGGCACUGAAGGGGUACUGUGUAAGCGUUGCUUGAAGAAAAAGUGGCCCCAUGUUUACCAUUUCUGUGCACCACCGGCACAGUAUACUUGCGAAGUGUGCCAGGUAUCGUUUGAACGAUCCGUAGCCCUAAAAGUACAUCAGCGAUUGCACAAUGGUGAGGCAAAGUACCCCUGCAUGGAAGAUGGCUGCGAAAAACGUUUCAUUUCGAAGAAGCUGCUUCUUAAACACGUCCAACGGCACUAUCCGGAAGAGCAGCGGUCCAUGGCUGCUGCCGAAGGUGAGGUGAAGACGGAAGAUAAACUGGACGAGGAUAGCACUGCUCCAAAGGAUGAACAACAGGAGCAAACGAAAGCCAUGGUGACGCAAAAUGGUUCCAUUGACGAGCGAAGUGGUAAAGAAGAUGAUUGCCCGGCGUCAGGCACGACUGCUGAACACGGCAAGGACGGACAGAGUGAAGAAAACCCUACAAACACGGUGAAAGAGGAAUCGGAAGUGGCAGAAAGUUCGGCCAAGCUUGAAGACUCUAAAGAUGAGACAAAAGCAAAGCCAAUGGAUGUCACCGAUGCGGUCGUUACCGACAGUAAGGCUGCAUCCGAUCGUGAUUCUGCACAAUCUCAGCCCAGUAUUACCGCACCCGCGAACGAUGUGAACACGACGCCAUCGAAGAAAUCGAAGAAAAAGAGAAAAGGAAAGGACGAUGGCAUGUCGUUAGAUGACUUGAUGGAUCUACCGGCCUUGAAUCUAUCCGAGAGUGACAGCAGUGACGAUUCGGAUAAUGAGAAUUCAAAUGUAAGCUCUGCUUCGAGGCAAUUCAAAAACUGGUCCAAAAGCAGAACCACUGAUAGUGCACUGGUUGCAGACGAUGCGGAUCAGGAAGAUAAUGCCGACCCUUCGACAGAUCCAUCAGGCAGCGAGCUAGUAGGGGAUGGAAGAAAGACUGCUGCUGGCCAGUGGAUGGAUGAGCAGAAAGGUGCAAACUUUGACAAUGAUGAGACGAAAGAAGGUGGGCUGGGCGAAUCGGAUGGCGCCACCGUGUCUGAUCCAAUAGCCAACAUUUGGAACAACUUCAAACGCUUUCAAGCAAACCGCACGAUCAGCCGUCGACAGUCAGCGACAGUGGACGAAGAGCAACGCCAGGAGGACGAGCUGGUCGAGCGAAUGCUGAAGAACACCAUCCUGCACGUGACGCAAUCGGAUCAUGACUACAGCCUGAUGUACAAGCCCAUCAAUGCCGAGGCCGAUAUGAGCGAGUCACAAGAACCGAUUGGAAGGCAGGAGUCGUUACUGCUCAAAUCGAAGGAUGAGCUUGCAAAGGAGAAGGACGGACGACAUGUUGGCAAAACAAACUCUCCUCGGAGGCGCCGUGCUCAUUCAUCGGACAGUGACGAUAGCAGUGGUUCCGAUUCGAGCUGUAACUGUGGGUCCAAUUGCAGCUGUAGCUCCUCUAGCAGUAGUUCCAGCGGUAGUAACAGUUCCAGCUCCAGUUCGGAUUCGGACAGUUCCGACGAUAAUACUACGACAGCAACAACGAACAAAAAGACGUCCUCAUCGAGGCAAAAGAAAGACAAUGGAAAGAUACGUAGCGAUAGCAAAAGGGACGAUGCUGAGGCGCGCGCUGAGCGGGAAGAACAGAAGCCACCACCAGAACCGGCCGAGCCGGUUGAUCCGGACAGCGUGAUCGUUACGUCCGACCUGGAAACCGACGAGUCCGAGACGGAUGAGGACUUUUAUGACGAAAAUCCACAGAAGAUGGCAUCCCAGAUACUGGCCGAGAAGCGCCGGCAGUUGUUUGCACAAACGUACAGCAGCAGUGCGAACAGCAACAGCUCACUGAAUGCAACAAACACGAUGAAUUACGGUAUCGUUGAGAACAGUCGCCCCUCAACGCCUUCGUUGCCACCAGAGGAACAGCAGCAACAACUGCAGCAGGAAGAGUCUGGCAAGAAGAAGUUGAAGAUGAAGAAGCGAAAGCGUGAACGUAAAUCGUCCAAACGGCAGAUGUCACCACACCUCGUUCCAAUGUCUUUGGAAGCAAUGAUGACAGCCGCUUCGACGCAAGGACCACCGGCUAGUGUUGCUGGUGGUAUUUCCGAUCAAUGGGCAACAGGAGCUGGCAAUUAUGUAUCCCACAUGCAGACAAAUCACUCACUAGCGAUGCAGUUCGAUGGGGUAUCAAUCGAAACAUCAGCAACGGAAGUACCGUCGACACCGGGAGCAACACACCCGGGAUCCCUUGGGUUGCCGUAUCCAGGAAUGACCGCAGGAGUGACAGAUGAUUCGUCGAAGAUAAGUACCCCGCGCCUGAGCACCGGUAACAACUCUGAAACGGACGCACCCCUGAAGCGGUCUCAGCGUAGCCGAAAGCCGAACAAGUUCUACGGUUACACGAGCGACGACGAAAGCUUGGCAGGCGCUUUGCCCGGUAUUCCUCUGUCGACAAAUCCGGAAAAAUCAAUCCUCUCGCUCAUGAAACCAACACCACCACCGAACCUCGUGUGGAGCAAAGAAGACCUCCCAUCACCGCCCAGCAAGUCGAGCAAGGUGUCCGGAACCGGUAGUCGGUCAACUCAGCAAUCAACUCCCAUAACAUCGAGACGUAACUCUGGCAUUGGCUUUUCAACGCUGGACGAAUCGUUCAGUGGAAGUAUGGCUGGGCUCGCUCAACAAACGGCGUCACAACCGAUUGCUCCACCAUCGUUGCAGGCUGCCCUGGGAGCAGCGGUGCUUGCCGCGUCCGCUUCGAUGCCAUACUCUUCCUCCUCAUGUCUUACUCCCGAUCAGCGUCCUCCUUUGCCAAAGCUGAAGCUAUCGUUGGGCAAAAAGUCUCGCACAAGUUCCACACCGUCAGCGAAGCGUCCAUUGAAGGCUGCCAAUCGACGUCGCACUUUGACUCCCAAAACUCCCAAAUCAGCACCUCCGAUGGGUGGUGGAUUUGGUGGUAUGGUUCCUGCGGCCCCGUUGACUGCUCCGAUCGCUACACUGUCACCCUUGCCCACGACCGUCGAUGUGGCUACCGGUUAUAUGAUCCCGACCGUACCGGAGCAGCUCCCCAAAGUACCACCCAUCGGCUCAUUCCCCAGUGUGCAGACGGAGUACUUCCGGCCGAACCAAAUCCGUGUACCGGCCGGUUGGCGACCACCGCGUGAAGGUGAAUCCGUCUAUUGCUACUGCCGGUGCCCAUAUGACGAGGUAUCGGAGAUGAUCGCUUGUGACGAUGAAAACUGUCGCAUCGAGUGGUUCCAUUUCGAGUGUGUCGGUAUCAUUAUGCCUCCAAAGGGCAAGUGGUACUGUCCGGAGUGUAUAUCCAAGCAUCCGCCACAAACCGAUGCCGCUGACGAGGAUCAUCUCGGCGGUGGCCAACCGCAGCGGCAACACCCAUCGAUGGCAUUCGCUGCUGCUAAUGGACCCGCUGGGCUGGCGGGGUUGCCACCGCAGCCACCAACGACAUCGUCACUUUCCGGACUGUGGGGCAGCUCACAACCGUAAAAACGCUUAUUACACCUUAUCCACUCUUCAACCAACAAUAUCGUUCACUUAACUUUAAUUCGAUUUUACGGCAACAGGAGUAGGAAGCGGUUAGGGCCCUCUGUUUUAAAUUAGGAUAUCGUUCGUUUGCCCGGGAAUUAGCAUUACGACGCGCUCGUUACACAUACAUCGUACGUAGAAAAGCUAGAUCAACCCAGAGCCCAGGGAUCUCCGCAGGCGGGUCGGUACGGGCUGUAUCUUUGGCUAAUUAUCGUAACAGUAAUAAAACGGACACACGGAAUGCCGUCGCCACGUUGUUCGUUUCCAUCGAGCACCACUUUUUCAUGUUACAAUACUAGAAUUGGCACGACUAACUGAGCAGGCGACGGUGGCGGCAGCAGCACAACGACGGCGUCUGCAACAGUAGAUCUUCCGUGUUUCUGUGCAUGUGUGUCUGUGUGUGUGCGUGUGUGUGAUUGUAAAGGGUGAUCUGUGUAUGAUAAGCGCAUAGAGUUUCCGAUAUCCUGAUUAGAAAUAGUAUCAACCGAAGCGCAGUAGCAGCAGAACGGCGUUUACUUAUAGAAAUAUGCAUCGGAGAGCACUUGGCUAGAAACGAUCAAUCGGUUGGGUGACCGCAGCGUGAAUCUACUCUUGGAGUGCUGCAUUUAAAAGAAGCAGAAAUCUUAUUGAGCUCUCGCUCUUUAACUUUACACUUAACCGACCAUGCUCUAGUGGCUAUUAUUGCAAAGCGUAACAGUGUAACUUCGUCGUCGACGGCGACAAUGACGAUGACAACGAAGAAGCAAACGGGCACCGCGCGCAUAGGAAGGAGAGGUUUAGAUCUCUGAAAACUAUUUAGUGAGGGAAUAAAAGAUAAAAAAAAAUCUUAAUUAUAUAGCAAACCACAAA